GUUGGAGCAGGUGCGCUGGUUGUUUACAAAUGGCCGACUUUCCAUAGCAGCAAGAAGUCGCAGUCUAUUUUCAUGGUUUUCUUCUGUUUUGUGUUGGAAACACUGAAUCAAGAUGGCUUUGACACCAAGACAUACGACAUAUGGGGAUUCAUUUGGCAGGGAAGACAAUGGGCAAACUCCACGACCUCGUGGACGGCAUGGUGGGGGUCGGCAAGCCCUUCCACCAGCAGACCGUGAACUUGUACCAAUACAAAUAGCCACGCCCACGCCGCGUGUUGUUUUAGCACCAGAUAAUCCAAGAAUAGACUACAUAGAAAACAGACUUGCAAACCAGGAACAUAAUUUGAAAGGACUGAUGGACAAAGCAUUGAAAAUCAAAGAAGAUAUCAUAGAAAGUUUGAAUUUCAAUCAUGGUACAUGGCAUGAGGAGAAAUAUGCUCGGGAGAUGUUACAGGAGCAUAUCCGAACUAUUACAGCAGUUGUCAAAAGAAUGGGUAGAGAUAUUGAGAUUUUAGAAGAACAACUCAGGAAUCGUGAUGUGGUCCAUCAGGGUGCAAACUCAGCAGUCAAAAAUUUGGAAAUGCACCACAUAGCUGGGCAGACAGAUCUCAGGGGGAGAGUUGCAAGAUGUGAUGCCUCACUGUCAAGACUCUCAGCAGAUAUCAAGGCCUGUAAUGACAAUAUCAAGGUCCUCGCUCUUCAGGUCACUGACAAUACAAACAGAAUUUAUGACAGGUUCCAAUCUUUUGAACAGAAGCUUGCAGAAGUCGGUGCCAAGAUCGAAAAGGUUAAUGUCGAAUCAACAAUGCAGAUCAAACACGUUGAAGGUGAUUCUUCACAGCAGUUGUCAUUGCUUGACGUUAAGACCAGGGGUAUUGUCGAGGAUCUCAGGAAUAUGAUCGCCACAAAUAGGGUGCACUCAGAAAAUGAACGCGAGAAGAUGGAAACGAGAAUACUGACCUACUUGGAAAGGAGCAACACGACAAGGGACAAUAAAGCAGACAAGUUUGAGAAAAUCAUUAAUGAGUGGAUAAAGAAUUUGAAUGAAAGGAUCACCAAAUUAGAAGACGAAACGAGACAACAGCAAGAAAAGCUAAUCAUUGUGGAAUCGACUUUCGAUCACAAACUGACACAAGUGAUCGAAAACAACAUGAAGAAACAGAAAGAAGAACACAUGAGGCUAAAACAAGAAUGCCGUGAAGGUUUCAGCACCGUCCACGACAGUAUCGGCAAUAUGAAAUUGGUCAUGGAUGGGAAGAGACGUCUGCUUGAAGAGCAUCUCAAACGUGAUAUUGCUACAAUCAAGAAAAUGGUGGUCUUGGUCUGAUUGGUCGAGAUUGUGGUCUUGGUUUCAGUAUCACAGCCAAACAUGUGGUCGCCGUCCAAUUCUUUAGAUUGUAGGCAAUACUCCUUUGACGACUUUUAAUCAGCAGAUUGGAAGAAACUUUUCCAGAUUUCGUGUCCAGGUACGCAUGUACAUGAAUAUGAACUUGUCUGAACUCAUCAUGUGCUUGCGUAACUGGAUACAAAAUCUGGAAAUUUUGCUCCCGGCCGAUUUUGGAUUGGGGCAGAUAUAAUCUCCUCAAAGGAUUAUUGUGGGCUGAUCAGUCAGAGCUAAUAGGGCUUCCUUUUCGGUCGUUACGUGUACUCCUAGUUAGAAUGUUAGGAAGUUAGCAAUUUUGGUAACAAAAAGCUUUGAAACUGGCGCUGGCACCAAAGUCUCAUGAUAUACUAUGUCAUUUAUCCUUGUGAUUGCACUAGCUUCCUUUGUUAAAAAAACUGGCGGGAACCUUGACUUUGAAACGCAGACCUACAUGUAACUUUCCAAAUAAGACCUGCACUACUGUGUGAGAAAGAGGUUGUUUUUGCCAGCAUGACUAAAGCUGGCACUAGGCCUACUGCUCACCUUGGGUCACGGGUAAAGGUUAAUCAGCUUUUCCAAAGUAACGUCAGUCCGAAUGCCAAAAUCUAAAUUGCCAGAAUACACAGCAAAUUUUUUAAUUGUUGUCACUGAAUAGUGAAGACUAGCACUGGCUACAGACAUGCGUUGUAUAAUGCUCUUGAUUUGCAUGCAAAUGCAACAGUUGUUCAUAAUAAUUCAAAAUUCCACUGCCAAGAAUUUUUUUAUGAAAUGAAUAGUGUGCUGUGAGUUUGUUUGUGUUAAUGUCGACAUAUCAGUACUUGAGUUGAUUGCAUUCUAAGCAUUGUUUGCUGGGUUUUUAUCUUUGUAUAGAUAUAUUUAUCAUAGUUUAGAAAAAGGAAAACCUCACCAAACAAUGUCACAGUAUUGCAAUGACUCGGUGUCACUUGGUCUGAAGUUUUAAAAUAUUGAACUACAUUCUGUACAUUUCCAUUUACUAAAAGGUAGAUCUUAAAUAUUUAUAUACCGGUAGUAAAUGUUUUUAUGCAUCGUAUCCAAACUUUUUAAAAUUGUGUGUAUAUGAUCUCACUCUCAAUGAAUAUGUUUUUAUAUUGUGACAAAUUUCUUUGUUCUGUUUUGACAUCUUAAGUGUACAGUGUAGGUACCUGUAGUGUGAUAAACUGUCGUUCCAUCAUUAAAUUGGUGGGUAUUACUGCUAGGAUGUGUGAUUUAAGGAGUGCAUUUCACCCCUCAAGAAUUUGUUUGAGAAAAGAUUUCUUUUGUAUUUGAAGUAGAAGGGUCAAUGCUACAUGUGUACAUUGAACCAUCACUAUGUGUAUUCCAUGACAUCCUAGUAGUUGAGGUAUAUUGAAAUUCCAGUAUUAUUUUACAUUUCAUGACUGAAGAAUCCUGUCACAGUCUUCCUAGAACUUCUUUCGACUUUGGUAAUAAAAUAAAUUUAUAAGUCAAAUUGUGAAGAGAAUAUACAUGUCAUAAGGCUUUCCUUUAAAGAAUUUACAAACUGUGAAAAGAACAUUUUGUGAU
Molecule: messenger RNA, 2905 nt
Organism: Lineus longissimus
Lineage: Eukaryota; Metazoa; Nemertea; Pilidiophora; Heteronemertea; Lineidae
Product: protein FAM81A-like
Exons: 6
Coding region: 113-1327 (404 amino acids)
Source: RefSeq, a predicted model, not a curated record